AUGGACAACGUACCCCCUCCUCCCUACAGUGAAACGGACAUUUAUUCGAGCUCCGUCCGCUCGCCUUUGAGCGCUCCUCCUGACCUAAGCCGCUCGACCACUCAAACCGAUGAUGCCUCUCAAGCUUCGACUAACAACUCAGUCAUUUAUACUCCAGCCGAGUCUGUGAAUAACGACUCUUAUGCGUCAGCCGCCCGCCUAUACUUUGAAAGCCGCCCGCCCCCACGGAGGGUUCCCAGACGUCCCAUUUCCUAUGAGAUCGUCGUAGGGCCCGCGAGCACACCAGACGACUUGCCUUAUAUCCCCGAAUUCGCAGAUUUAGAUAUUACAACUCAGGAUUGGGCGACAUUUAUAAACUAUGCCAUCCCCCACCAUAUCGAUCAGUCAAAUGGGCUCGUGGCGAACGAGAAAAUGAAGGCAGAAGUUCUCGAUAGACGUAUGCAUGGGCUUACUAUUUCGCCAGAAGGCGAAUCGGACUUAUCUGCAGUUGAUGCACAGCUAAAUAGCCUCCAGCCCUCCAAAGUCGAUCUAUCAGGACCUCCGGAAGAUGAUAUCGCAGCUGUGGUCUUGGAGUGGAAUACUGGAUUUUUUGGACCUAGAGGGGUCCGCGUUUUAGCUAAUGUGAGCGAACCGGAUCCGCCGGCUCUUCCGCCAAGGACUACCACAGAGCAACCGGCUACGAGGUCGAUGCCCUCCAGGCCGGGAUGGCAGACUGCAGGUUCGGAAACGGCCUCGGAUCGUGAUAGUGUGGGCGGGGAACGAGAACAGAGGGGAUGGGGUUGGGGCCCUCAGGGACCGGGACGGAGAGGCAGACACGGAUUCGGAGACGGACACGGACGUGGCCGGCGAGGACGUGAUGGAUUUGACAGAGGUGGAUGUGGAGCCACCCUACGGGGCGGGUUUAGGGGUUUUGGCCGCCGUGGCGGUUUCGUAUGUGCAGAUGCCUCCGGCUUUCAUGUUGGGAGAGUGAUGUCCGCAGGGAAUGAAGGCUUCCGACUUGGAGCUAUGGUUGCAGAUAAAUCCGGAUUUCGCAUCGGGAAUAUGCUUGUCGCCAAUAAUGACGGGUUCAAACUUGGGGGUAUGACUUUUGGAAAUACCAAUAGCUCUAGUCCAGCGCCACCAAACCCAUACACUGAGCGAGGGCGAAACAUGAAGGAUGGAGGGCAUAAGAAUGGUCGUGAUAGAUCGAGGUCAAUCAGCUCGCACAGUUCAUCUAGCGAUGAUACGGUGGGAACCGAAGACUCGGAGGGAGGCUUACCUGAUGUUAGUGAUUUAAAACCAAAUCAGCUGCAUGUCGUCAAACAGAGUCUGAUGGAAUGGCUCAACCAUCCCGAGCAACCAGUUAGCAAGGAAAGCGUCAAAACUCUCAAGGGAGACAUUAAAUUGGCUAAACAUGCAAGGAAACCGGAAGGGCAGGAGCUUACCGAACUAAAAGCAGAGCUCAGGGCAUUGACAAAGGCGUUCGAGGAGCUGAAGAAGAGCAGGGCAAUGAGGAGGAAGUCAAUAAGGAAAGAAAGGAGGAAACAGCGAAAAGAGCUUAGAUCCCAAGCAAAGCAGAGGAGAAGGGAGGAGAGGGCGGCGAGAAGGAGCCGGGGGAAGGGCAAGGAUAAGGCGACUGCGACGGAGUAUGAUGGGUAUGCACCUCUCGAAAUAGGGUUCAUACAGAACGGCGGUUCCAUUCCAGGAUUUCCAAAUGGGCCUCCUGGCAUGCGCAACAUGCCUUCUAUUCCAGGGCUUCCAAAUGGCCCAUCUGGCAUGCACAAUAUACCUUCUAUUCCAGGGUUUCCAAAGGGCCCUCCUGGCAUGCAAAUGCCAGGCAGAUUCCCAGGUGUAGGCUUCAAUCCAUUGUCGCACGACACGCCGAGGUCUCCAGGGGAAGUCAUAAAGGUUCAGGAAAAGCGUGAGCACUUGGGAAGGGAGGCAGAGCGCAUCUUGGCAGAUGCGCGUGCCAUGCACAAGGAAGCAGAGGAAACAAGAAUAAGGGCUGAUCAAGAACAAGACGAAAAGUCAACGCUGAAGCUCCUCGAUGUGGCGAAGGAUUUAGAUGUCGAAGUAGAGAAGCUGUACGAAGGAGCUGACCGAUUGAUUGCGGAGUCAGUCCACCUAGAGGAAUAUUUGAGGGAGAUUAAUGGUGGUGAGAUGACACAAAGAGAUACUGCCGACAAGGGGUAUAUAAGAAGAAUGAGGCAGAAUAGUGAGGUUUCUACUCACUGAGGGGGAGAUCAGAAUACUCAUGUCUUCUAACGUAUUUCACGAGCGAACCGGUCACCAAAACACUAAUAACGCGUCAACUUACCAAAAGUCAACAUGCUGCGCCUAACACAAGCUAAAUCCUCUAAUCAGGAGGGUAGAAUACUUCUAGCUAUCCAAUCAAUUAAGGAAGGGCAUAUUCAAAGUAUUUGAGCAGGCGCAAUGUCGUACCAUAUCCCUUAUUCAACCUUACAAGAGCGAAUGAAUGAAUGGAGUAGCUUCCCGACGUGACUCUACCCCUAACUCAAGAAAAUUGACUCCCUACGAAGAGUCAGCUCUUGUUUAGUACAUCCUCGACCUAGAUUUGCGUGGAUUUUCGCCCUAGCCGUAAGCUGUGCAAGAAAUGGCAGACCUACUACUACUCUCCGAACGAGGCGAGAGCCCUGUUAGGAAGAACUAGACUACUAGCUCUAUUAACGUCGUACGGAAAUUAAAGCAAGGUUUUAGCAGAAGUACGAUUACAAACGAGCAAAAUGUGAAGAUCCUAAGAUAAUUCAAGAGUGGUUUUCCCUUGUACGAAACACAGUUGCGAAAUAUGGUAUUAGAGCAGGAUAUGCCCACAUCCAAACAACAAAUGAUUUUUGAAGUACAUGGUUCGUAGAAAGAUGCCGAAGGCGUAAAUAGGGAUACUGGCUGUUAACAGAGCUUAUGGUGUUCGUGGUGUUCGUAUUUUCGCAGGCUGUGAAUAAUGAUGAGCAUCUUGCCAGAAGAGCUGGUCUUUAUAG
Molecule: messenger RNA, 2975 nt
Organism: Pseudogymnoascus destructans
Lineage: Eukaryota; Fungi; Ascomycota; Leotiomycetes; Thelebolales; Thelebolaceae
Exons: 1
Coding region: 1-2214 (737 amino acids)
Source: RefSeq, a predicted model, not a curated record